CCACAGUGUUUCCUGCUCUCGCUUCUCUGCGGUCGUGCUCGAUGGCGUUCGUGUUUGCAGGGAAAUGAUAGGUUUCCCUGCACGGUUCUGAACUGCUUUAAAAACAAGCAUGAACUUGAGGGCUUCAGACUAACUUCAGUAAAUCCUCAGACAUAAGAUAAUUAUCAAGAAGAAUAUGAUGUUUUGCCUGAUUGCAUAAACCCUGUGGCAACAGGAAUGCACCAAACUGGAAAACAGGGUUCAAUUUACAUAAUUGUCCUCUGCAGAAAGUUGUGUGACAGAAUGUUCCCUUCUCUCAGAGCACUGAGGUAAACAUGAGCGUCACCGUCUCAGCCGGUUUGACUUCCUCCACAGAGAUUUAACCGAUGUUGCUGUUCUCCUCCUCCCGAACACCAAGUUUCUUUUAAUCUGGCCACUUUUUUUUCUAUCCCGAAUUCCUGCUUUGUCUGCAUAGCAAAUAAAUAGCAGGAGGGAUCCUCAGCUCCAGCAGUUCCACUCUCCUCCUCCUGCACUCAGCAUCCAUCUAACACCAUGUGGACCCAGGCCAGCCCUCCCCUGCUGCUGCCGCUGCUGCUCGCCUGCUGCCUCUGGCCGGCCGAGGCUCAGAGCGACGGCAGGAUGCAGAACAUCUGGGACGAUCCCAUCAAAUUCAAGACCAAGGCUGAUGACUUCUGCAACAUGACCAUCACUGGUCACGGGGAAUUCACCCGGAUGAGGCUGUCGUGCCAGAGCAGCAAGCGCUCCUACUGGUGCGAGUACGUGGGGAAGCCUUACAACUGCCGCAUGUACAACAAAAAACCCCGACACUACUUCAUCCAGAUGAUGUGGGGCUUCAGGAGGAUCCACAAUGCCUGCGAGGCACCGAAGAAGAUCAGACCUCACAUGUGCAGGAAGGCAACUGACGACUCUCAGAUGGUCUUUUCAUCUGCUGGGUCGUCCCAGUUAUGGCAAGAACCUUCUUCAAGACCAAGACCAGCAGCCCGGCCUGCAAGACCCGAACCUCGACCUGCACCCGACAGGCCGGAGUCAGUGAGGAAACCCUCUUCGAAAUCCAUACGAGUCCCACCGAGAGAAAAGACCUCGCAGAGAACCACUCCGCCGCCACCGACGCCUCCUGUGGAGACCAACGCCAAGAGGAUGGCUCGGCAGUACUGCUGGAGGUCACUUCAUGGCGUCUGCUCCUACGUCAUUGGGUUGUUUCGAAAUUAACAAGAAAGAUUUACACUUCUGAUGAAGAUGUCUUCUGACGAGGGAAACUGCGGCGGAAGAACAAGAAUCAGCUUCCCUCAGGAGAAGGGACGUUACUGCAGUGACUCUAACAAACCUUCCUCAGUGAAACUUGCAUGUAUCAUCCUCAUCCUCCUCCUCCUCAUCAUCAUCAUCAUCAUCCACUGAAAGACAGAUUUCUCAGAAACAACCUUUUCAUGGUCACAGCUGUAAGAACAUCACUACCUGA
Molecule: messenger RNA, 1456 nt
Organism: Paralichthys olivaceus (Japanese flounder)
Lineage: Eukaryota; Metazoa; Chordata; Actinopteri; Pleuronectiformes; Paralichthyidae
Source: RefSeq, a predicted model, not a curated record